GUUUGUUUGUUAUUUACAACUCAAACCAGCAAUAAUAAGUGAUAAAUGCUUUGCUAUUCUUGUGUUAUUAGUUUGUUGUGGUUGAAUACUCCACAUGUUAAUUUUAAUUGAUGCAUGUAGCAAACUUGCUUUGGCAAUCCAAAGCAAUCCAAAGCUUUGACAGAUGAAUCAUCAUCUGUCUAUUCAAAACAUGCCAGCAAAACCACCUCAAACCAAAGCUGAAACUUGCUGUCACUGUUGCUUCCAGUAAAAUUAUUAAUAGACCUGUCAGCCCUUUUUGUCCAGCCUUCAAGGCUUGGAUUAUUUUUACUAAAAAAAAUCUGAAGCAAGUAUGUUCCAUCUGGGACUGGGUCAAGUGAAAAAAGCUGAUGCCUCGACCAUAGCUGAAAAACUAAAAACUAUCUGCCAUACUGGAGAGUGGAGAAAGAUAUGGCAUUGGAUUCUGAAGCAAAGAUUCAGCAGUAUGUUGAAGAACUACAGAAACUGAAUGAAAUCACUGAGUUUCAAAAACGAUUUUUCUCUCAGAUAUCUCUAGCUGUCAAUCUGGGAGACACAUGCCUUGCUAAACUUUUCAAGCAUGAAGUAGCUUAUGAAGAAGAUGCUGACUGGCAUUAUGCUAAAAUAAAACUGAAAAACAAGUGCAACAACACUUUUCACCAAGACUUUUGGCGUAUCAUCUUCGAUCUGUGCUCUCCGGAUGAUGAAAACCACAAGUUCUACCAUUCCUGGUGUCUGAACAAGCCCUGGAAACAUGGUGAAACGCUCGACUUCAGCGUUCGCAUUCGCCCUCUGCACGAGAGCUCGACGAUAGUGACAUGCAGCCUGAUGUUUGUCGUGCCGACCUCAUACGUGGAUGAUGAGAUGCCUGCCGACGCGGCCUCGGCCGGGAGUGACGCGCCGACUGCUGCUGCUGCCGACCCGGCCUCGGACGCUGAUUUGGCCUCGGACGCUGACCCGGGGACGGAGCGGACGGCUGUGAUGGCGCUGCCCGUCUUCACCGCCACAGUGGACGCCCUGCACGCGCUGGAGCCGCCCUCGGCGGUCAGCCGGGUGCCGGCGCCGGCGGAGGUGCCGCCCUGGAUGACCGAGCUGCUGCCGCCGGACGCCGAGCCGGUGCCGCUGCCGCCGCUGGAGCUGGGCGUCUCCGUGCUGCCGUCGGUGACGGCCUCCGACUGGCUGGCGGCCGUGCUGCGCGACAGCCGCUGCCGGCCCGGCGAGGCGGCGCCGCUGGCCGCCGAGGGCCGCCUCUGGGGCUGGCCGGUCCGGCUGGCCGCCUCCGAGCCCGCCGGCGCCACGCUCAUCACCGUCAGCUGCGAGCGGCUGUCGGUGCUGCUGCGGCUGCUGCGCGCGCUGCGCCGUCGCCUGCCCGCGCAGCCGGCCACCGACACGGUGCGCAUACCCAGCCACGUGGUGUCUCGGCUGCGCACCCUGCUGGAGCGCGUGGAGGCGUGGAGCGGCGACCCGAGCCGGCUGCUGGAGCUGUGGCUGGCCGCCCAGCAGAGCGUCAGCCACCGCCUGCCGCACGUCUGAGCCGCGCCGACCGACGCCGGGCCACGACCCGAGCGACUUGUGCUGCCUUCUACUUCAGACAGUCGAGAAGUGAUCCUGUUUGUAAGCGCAGAUAUGCGGGAUUCAUUUCUCGUUCUCGCAACCCCAGCAGUUGAGAUGUAUCAGCCGUGUUUGGUUUGUAGUCAUUAGUAGACUCUAUGCUGGGCACCCGGGUGGUGUGUUGAUACAUCGGCACCAACAGGCGCGUAGUGACGUGGAGCACCGCGUACUGUGUACUUUGUUUCAUUCGAUACUGUGAUAUGGUCUCCCGCCAAGAAAGAAAGUGUUAUGCAGUAUGCUAUAAGAUUUGUCGGAACUGUUAUACAGCUCCGACCCAGCUGUUGUAUGCUUAGAGAAAUAAAAAGCGAAAAAAAAAAACGGUGAGUUCGCCGUUUUA
This is a messenger RNA of Amphibalanus amphitrite, 1945 nucleotides long. RefSeq lists its product as uncharacterized. The transcript has 2 exons. The record is from RefSeq and is a predicted model, not a curated record. Bases 430 to 1530 code for a protein of 366 amino acids. NCBI's taxonomy places the organism in Eukaryota, Metazoa, Arthropoda, Thecostraca, Balanomorpha, Balanidae.